AGGGAGGUUAUUUUAAUCAACCACGUUCUUGGAUAGCUUAACUUUUUAGACCUCCGUUUCAGUUUAAUUAAUAAUUUUUAAUUAAUAUUUUAUCAGUCUUCGUAAAUAUGAGUUAUAGGAAAUUAUUCUCACGUCUGAGAAACUUCACCCGCCCUCUGAGAAAUUAUUCAGGCCGGAAUAUGAUGAGGGUCGCCGAGAGAGGGAUGAUAAACGAUAUUUUUCCUAAAACAGCGAGCCAGGACAUCAUAGACCUGUGCAACGCGGCGCCGCAGUGCGUCUAUGCCGGCUUCGACCCGACGGCUGACAGCCUGCACAUCGGUAAUCUCCUAGUCCUUAUGAAUCUGCUCCACUGGCACAGAGGAGGUCACGAGGUCAUCGCCUUGAUUGGAGGAGCCACAGCACGUGUAGGUGAUCCAUCUGGCAGGACGAAGGAUCGGGAUGAACAGCACGAGCAGGUGGUCAGGGCAAAUGUAAAAUCCAUUGCUGAAAACAUCAAAAGGGUUUUUGACAACCACAAAACGUAUUUUUUUAAGGAUGACCGUCCCCUCAUCCCGAUCAAGGUAGUUGAUAACGCCAGUUGGUAUAAAGAAAAGAACGUGGUGGAUUUUAUCUGUACUGUAGGUAGAAAUUUUCGAAUGGGGACUUUGCUGAACCGUUCUUCAGUUGAGGCCAGAUUAGCAUCAGAAAAUGGAAUGAGUUAUACAGAAUUUUCAUAUCCGAUUUUUCAAGCUUAUGACUGGUUACAUUUGCUGACACAGUACAAUUGCAGGUUCCAGGUAGGCGGAAGUGAUCAAAUGGGGAAUAUCAUGUCUGGGUAUGAAUUAAUAACUAGGAUACAUGGAAAACCUGUAUUUGGCAUCACAGUUCCUCUCAUUACAACAACUUCCGGAGAUAAAUUUGGCAAGUCGGCAGGAAACGCCAUUUGGCUUGAUGCGGGAAAGACUUCACCUUUUGAUUUCUAUCAGUAUUUCGUCCGGUGUCCUGAUGAUAAAGUUGAAGAUUUGCUCAAUUAUUUGACAUUCUCACCACCUGGAGCUAUUAAAGAAAUGAUGAGAGUCCACAGAUCUAGGCCCGAAGAUCGAACUGCUCAAAGAUUUUUAGCUAAACAAGUUACUAUGCUUGUCCAUGGAGAGGAAGGAUUGACAAGUGCACAACGUACAUCAACUGCAAUGUACAGCAACGAUUUAAAAAUGAUAUCAGAACUUAGUGCAGAUGAGGUGUCAAGUGUUUUCCAGGGAGCUCCGAUUGUGGAUAUACUUUUGCGCCCUGGGAUUACGGUCAAGCAGUGUGCCCUUGCUGCCAAAUGCUUUCCAACUGAAAAUGAUGCAGAUCGAAUAAUCACCGCUGGAGGUUUUUACAUGAACUACAACAGAACAAAAAAUCCGGAAGAGCUGCUAGUUCCUGGUGUUCACAUUUUACCAAACAAUGUUAGCCUUCUAAGAGUUGGAAAGAGGAACUUCUGGAUAAUUAGAUGGCUGCAGUAAAGAAAACCCAACAUAUUAUUAAUGUACUAACAUAAUCAAGUGAUUGUAAAUUAUUUUGUAAAUAUAGUUGUAUUUUUUUUUUUUU
Cimex lectularius (bed bug) is the source of this 1569-nucleotide messenger RNA. It is a transcript of the gene TyrRS-m, whose product is annotated as tyrosine--tRNA ligase, mitochondrial. Gene Ontology annotation, cellular component: cytosol; mitochondrion. The record is from RefSeq and is a predicted model, not a curated record. Gene Ontology annotation, biological process: tyrosyl-tRNA aminoacylation. Bases 108 to 1484 code for a protein of 458 amino acids. Gene Ontology annotation, molecular function: tyrosine-tRNA ligase activity; RNA binding; ATP binding. NCBI's taxonomy places the organism in Eukaryota, Metazoa, Arthropoda, Insecta, Hemiptera, Cimicidae. The transcript has 10 exons.